AUGGGUGCACCGACCACUGAUGACAAGAACACGACUGUCGCCUCCACAGAGGCGAUUGCAUCGAUGACAGCAGAUCCCACUCUAGGCGAUCCAGAGAAGCAUGCCAAUGAUAUCACCGCUUCCUCUUCCACCGAGAGCAAUGACAAUGAGUAUCCAGCGCCGACGGAGGAGGAGGAGAAGUCCCUGCGUAAAGUCGCCGGUAGUCUGCCCCUCGUAGCUUUCUCGCUCUGUUUCGUCGAGUUUGCCGAACGUGCAUCCUACUAUGGCGCCAAAACAGUCUUCUCCAACUUCAUCCAAUUUCCCCUGCCUGAGGGUGGAAAUGGAGCAGGUGCGCCUCCGCGCGGCACUCAAAAAACGGCUGGGGCUCUGGGAAUGGGCCUCCAGGCUAGUUCAGGACUGGUAUUGCUCUUUGCAUUUUUGGCCUAUUUCAUUCCUAUCCUGGGUGGCUGGUGGGCCGAUGUAUACGUUGGACGAUACAAAGCAAUCUGCGUCGGGGUGCUUAUCUGUGGUGUAUCCCAUAUUAUCCAAAUCAUUGGCGCUCUGCCCGUCGUGCUGCACAAAGGCACUGCCCAUUCCGCACCCCCAUUCAUCAUCAGCCUGCUAUUGCUGGCACUUGGAGCGGGGAUAUUUAAACCUAACAUUGCUCCCGUGGUCCUCGACCAAAAUCGUCACCAGAAAGCCUACACUAAGGUCUUGAAAUCCGGUGAGAAGGUCAUCGUGGAUCCCGAGCUGACUAGCACACGGACGAUGUUGCUAUUUUAUGGCUUCGUCAACAUCGGUGCCUUUUUCAUGCUUGCUACGACUUACUCCGAAAAAUACGUCGGUUUCUGGCUCUCCUUCCUACUGGCAGGCAUCAUAUACUUUCUUCUUCCCAUUCUUCUGGCUCUAGCCUACAAGAAAACCCACAGAAUGCCGCCCAGCGGAAACUCCGACCUAGGCAAGGCAGUCAGGGUCAUUUCCACAGCCCUUCGACGCAACAAGUUCCAAGUCUGGCGCAAGAAUUUCUUCGAUGCCGCCAAACCCAGCGUUCUCGCAGCCCAUGGUAUCCAAGUCAAUUGGACUGAUAAGCUAGUGGAUGACGUUCGCAGAACCCUCACUGCCACCGAGAUCUUCUUCUACUUCCCCAUUUGGGUAUUAAACGACGGCGGAAUCGGCUCUGUAUCUACAAACCAAGGAGCGUCUAUGGUAACGAACGGAGUCCCAAAUGACGUCCUCAACAACUUCAACGCCCUCACCAUCAUCGUCGCCAUCCCCCUACUCACCUACGUCAUCUACCCGACCAUCACCCGCUACGGGAUCAAAUUCGGCCGUAUCAGCCGCAUCACAGCGGGAUUCAUACUCGCCAUGAUCUCCAGCAUCAUAUCCACCAUCGUGCAGUGGCGAGUCUACGAGACCUCGCCAUGUGGAUACUACUCUUCCACCUGCGAUGAUGUCAGUCCGAUCAGUCUGUGGUGGCAGAUCCCCAAUUCCGUUCUGGGCGCGCUCUCGGAAUGUUUCUGCAACGUUACCGCGUAUGAGUUGGCGUAUGCGCGCUCUCCGCCGAGUAUGCGCGGUCUCAUUAUGGCGAUUUUCCUCUUUAUGAAUGCAUUGUCUAGUGCCCUUGGGGAGAUAUUGAUUCCUGUUACCAAGGAUCCGUGGUUGCUUUGGAUAUGGGCUGCGCCGGCAGUAGCGCUCGCCGUGCAGACGAUUUUGUUCUGGUUCCGGUUUAAACAUCUUAAUGAUGAUGAGUAUAUGAUUGAUGAGAAGGAUUAUGAGCCUCAUCGUGGCCAGGAGAGUUCGGAGAAGAAGGAAUCAUUGUGA
Molecule: messenger RNA, 1800 nt
Organism: Aspergillus tanneri
Lineage: Eukaryota; Fungi; Ascomycota; Eurotiomycetes; Eurotiales; Aspergillaceae
Product: putative MFS peptide transporter
Exons: 5
Coding region: 1-1800 (599 amino acids)
Biological process (GO): transmembrane transport
Cellular component (GO): membrane
Molecular function (GO): dipeptide transmembrane transporter activity
Source: RefSeq, a predicted model, not a curated record